AUGUUGAGAGUGAUUGGAAGAGGUGUUAUAAGGGCCAGAGCACCUCAAGGGAUUAUUGGAGACUUGAAAGGGUUCGCUAAUAAAGGAAUAUCCAUGAGAUUUUAUUCAGAUGUACCUAUGGACUCAUAUGAAUUGAAAAUCUUUGAUAUUUUAAAACAAGAAUUUUCACCAGAGAAUCUUGAAGUUAAAGAUGUUUCAGGAGGUUGUGGAUCAAUGUUUGCUAUAUCGAUAGAAAGUGAAAAAUUCAAAGGUAUUCCUAUGAUCAAACAACACAGAUUAGUCAAUGAAGUAUUAAAAGAUGAAAUAGCUCAAUGGCAUGGAUUACAAUUACAAACUAAAGCAGUUAAGAAAUAA
Messenger RNA from Yamadazyma jaroonii, 354 nucleotides. The record is from the annotation of a GenBank genome assembly. NCBI's taxonomy places the organism in Eukaryota, Fungi, Ascomycota, Pichiomycetes, Serinales, Debaryomycetaceae.